AUGCCUCCCAACCCACAUUUUUGUAGCCCACGCUCCAAUAUUAUGAAUUACGACAUGCAAGAUCCUGUUUGUUGUUCUCCACGAGCAAAUAUCAGCCUCAGGAGAGUGGCGACUGUUGACCCUUAUGAGCUCUGUCUAGACUGUCCGAGAACUGUGCAGAUUAUUGCGAAAGCAACCAUAAAUCUUGACAUCAGUGACAAACAUCAACGGCUAGAUUUUGCAACAAAGCCGGGCCCACCAGAAAUAGACUAA
This is a messenger RNA of Akanthomyces muscarius, 252 nucleotides long. RefSeq lists its product as uncharacterized. The transcript has 3 exons. Bases 1 to 252 code for a protein of 83 amino acids. The record is from RefSeq and is a predicted model, not a curated record. Lineage: Eukaryota; Fungi; Ascomycota; Sordariomycetes; Hypocreales; Cordycipitaceae.